This is a messenger RNA of Hordeum vulgare subsp. vulgare (domesticated barley), 2708 nucleotides long. Its product is annotated as protein NRT1/ PTR FAMILY 8.3-like. The coding region runs from base 578 to 2557 and encodes 659 amino acids. Lineage: Eukaryota; Viridiplantae; Streptophyta; Magnoliopsida; Poales; Poaceae. The record is from RefSeq and is a predicted model, not a curated record. Gene Ontology annotation, biological process: transmembrane transport. Gene Ontology annotation, molecular function: transmembrane transporter activity. Gene Ontology annotation, cellular component: membrane. The transcript is spliced from 5 exons.
ACGACUGGAUUUCGGGGGACUGCUCCGUGGUGCGUCUCCUCGCCCCGCCUCUCGUCCUACAGUCGCAACGCUCUCCCGUCUCGCCGCCGUCUCGGGCUCUCCGCUCGAUCCAUUCCGAUGCUGCGCGCCGCCCACGCGGUGAGCAGCUCACCAACUUUCUAGCAGUUCUUCUCCGAGUACCAUUUCCAUGUGCUUCUUCGUUGAUCUGCCAAGGUUCUUCCAACCGUUGCUUGCGCUCGCUGCUCUUCUUCCUCGGUUCAGAAGAAAUUCGGGCAGCAUCGCGUAGUUUUCCUUUUGAAGUUAGAGAAUACUCGUUCGUUGCUCGUCUCUCAGCUGACCUGUGAGACCCACCUCGAUGGGAGAGGUUGGCACCGGCACACCUGCCAACACCAUACCGCUGAUAGCCUUUUAUAAGAGUAAAAAAAAAAGGAACUCCGAACUCCACUUGUCAAUAAAAAUGCAUAUCUAUAGAUCUGACAUAGUAAAAAUAGAGAUAUGUAUCAGCUGUGUUUUAUUCUCCAUAUCUUCGUAUACAUUAUAUAUGUCUCACGAUCUGUAGCACGUUUGUCUAUGCUCGAUGAUUGCGACGUCUGAAGCGGUUGGAAUGAGCAUCUCACACAAUUCCAUAGCUGUUGGAGCCGCUGGCCAUCAUUUGUUGAUUACUCUAUUUCGACAUAUGUUGACUGAGGCAUCCGAUUUGCAGCUCCAUCCUUUUUCUUGUUAUCUUCUUUCUCCUCUUGCUUUCUCAGGGUAUCAACCUGGUUUCUUCACCUGCAACUGCAAGAAGAACAUGGUCAUGGGCUCCACGGAUAGAUUUGACAAGAGCCCUCUGCUGGAUGGAGGCAGCUCAUCACAGGAGAGUACCACAGAAUAUACAGGUGAUGGAUCUGUUUGCACCAGUGGGCAUCCUGCUUCCAAAAAACAUACAGGGAACUGGAAGGCCUCCUCCUUAACCAUAGUCUGUUCAUUCUGCUGUUAUUUGGCCUAUUCCUCAAUUGGAAAAAACCUAGUCAGUUAUCUCACAAAAGUCUUGCAUGAAACAAAUUUGGAUGCUGCAAGACACGUUGCAACUUGGCGAGGUACUAGCUAUCUCGCUCCUCUGGUUGGAGCCUUUGUUGCUGAUUCAUAUCUGGGGAAGUACCGGACAGCUUUGAUCGCCUGCACAAUUUUCAUUAUGGGAAUGAUGAUGUUGCUUCUAUCAGCAGCACUUCCAUUAAUCUCAGCCGGUCCUCACGCUUGGACUCUUUGGGCAGAUCCUGUCUCUUCUCGGUACAUUAUGUUCUUGGUCGGGUUGUACAUGGUUGGUUUAGGGUACGGUGCACAGAGCCCUUGCGUCACGUCUUUUGGAGCCGAUCAAUUUGAUGACACUGAUGAAGUGGAGAAGACCAGAAAGAGCUCUUUCUUUAAUUGGCACUAUUUCUCAAUCAAUGCUGGUUCAUUGAUCGCUGGGACUGUUAUUGUCUGGGUUCAAGAACAUGAAGGCUGGCUCUGGGGUUUUACAAUUUCUACACUAUUUGUGACUUUAGGAAUAAGUGUUUUUUCCUUGGGCUCCAUUGUGUAUAGAUUUCAGAAACCUGGAGGAAGCCCUCUAGCAAGAAUAUGGCAGGUUGUCGUUGCAGCUUCUCGGAACUUCGAUAAAGUUUUACCAUGUGAUUCCUCGGCUCUUUAUGAGUUUUCGGGGCAAGGUUCGGCAAUUGAAGGCAGCCGGAAAUUGGUACAUACAAGUGGACUUGAGUUCUUUGAUAAAGCUGCGAUUGUGACACUACCUGACUGUGAAUCUCCUGGCCAACUUAAUGAAUGGAAGAUUUGUACUGUCACUCAGGUAGAGGAGUUAAAGAUUCUGAUCAGAAUGUUCCCAAUUUGGUCAGCAAUGGUAUUGUUUGCUGCAGUUCAGGAACAAAUGUUUUCAACAUUUGUAGAGCAAGGGAUGACAAUGGAGAAACACAUCGGGUCUUUCGAAAUACCCGCUGCAUCAUUUCAAUCUAUAGAUACAAUUACUGUCAUUAUGCUGGUUCCAAUUUAUGAGAAAGUCCUUGUUCCAGUAAUAAGAAAAUUCACCGGCAGAGCGAAUGGCAUUACAUCACCACAGAGAAUAGGGAUUGGUUUAUGUUUCUCCAUGUUCUCAAUGCUGUUGGCAGCAUUGGUGGAGAGUAACCGGUUACAGAUUGCACAGGCCGAAGGUUUGGUGCACAGCAAGGUGGUUGUUCCGAUGAGCAUCCUGUGGCAAGGACCCCAGUACUUCCUGCUAGGCGUCGCGGAGGUGUUCUCCAACAUUGGGCUAACUGAAUUUUUCUACGACGAAUCUCCAGACGCCAUGAGAAGCUUAGGCAUGGCAUUCUCGCUCCUUAACAUCUCGGUUGGAAAUUACCUUAGUUCGUUUAUCCUUUCCCUUGUGCCUGUAUUCACAGCCAGAGGAGGCAGCCCAGGGUGGAUACCUGAUAACUUGAAUGAAGGACAUUUGGAUAGAUUCUACCUGAUGAUGGCUGGGCUGAGUUUACUGAAUAUAUUUGUGUUUGCAUUCUAUGCUAGGAGGUACAAAUGUAAGAAGGCUUCCUGAGCAUCCUUGACCUUGGCAUUGUAAUUGGAGACUGUAAGUUUGUAGUUUUUUCUUUUUCUAAACCGGAGACACUCAGUGUGAGACUCUACAUCUCAUUAUGAGAAAUGGUGGUGUUAAAAAGGUGCUUUUAUCUGGAAAAGAAAGUUAAAUA